Messenger RNA from Olea europaea var. sylvestris, 2496 nucleotides. RefSeq names its product wall-associated receptor kinase 2-like. NCBI's taxonomy places the organism in Eukaryota, Viridiplantae, Streptophyta, Magnoliopsida, Lamiales, Oleaceae. Gene Ontology annotation, biological process: protein phosphorylation; cell surface receptor signaling pathway. Gene Ontology annotation, molecular function: polysaccharide binding; calcium ion binding; protein serine/threonine kinase activity. Gene Ontology annotation, cellular component: plasma membrane. The record is from RefSeq and is a predicted model, not a curated record. The transcript is spliced from 3 exons. The coding region runs from base 65 to 2110 and encodes 681 amino acids.
UUAUAGCCACCAAUAUAUAAUAUAUAAUAUAGCGAAAACUUGCACUGCACCAACAUUUCUAAAAAUGGUACCUGAGAGAAGACUGCUGCUGGUGCUUCAUCUAAUAAUACUCUUCCAAUUACAAGAAACGGCGGCAGCCUCCUUGGCACUGGAUGGCUGCCAAGAAAAAUGUGGAGACAGGCAAAUUCCUUAUCCAUUCGGUAUAAACAAGGGUUGCUAUUUCGAUCGGCAAUUUGAAGUCAAAUGCGACGAUGGUUCAGCCUCUCUAGUUGCCUUCAAAAUGGAGUUACAGGACAUCUCCAUAUCACAUCACCAUGUACGGGUUUCCAAUUUCCCAGUUCUAAGUAUGACUUUCAAUAGAUCAUCGGGAGAAACUAUGAGAAAACAGCCUACUCCUCAAAUUGAUUUUAGACGUUUCAGUUUCUCCCACACGAAAAAUAAGUUUGUUGUAAUGGGAUGCGAUUUGUAUGCCUACAUUGUUCAUAAUACAACUAAAGAGUUCCUCACAGGAUGUGGAUCUCUCUGCAACCGUGCUGACGUAGUCAGAUCCACUUCAUCUUGCUCGGGCUUCGGUUGCUGCCAGUCAAGUUUACCAAAAGAUUUCUCAAUUUUUAAUUUGUGGGUUAAUAGAAUAAAUACCGUGAAAGACUCCUGGCCAUCGGAUCCAUGUGGUCUUUUCUUUUUUGUAGCCAAGGAUGUGCCAAUUGACCACUACCAGAAUUUAUCCGCUUGUAGUAAAAGAAAUGUUGUCCCUGUAGUCUUUAACUGGACAAUUGGAAACACCACUUGCAGCAAUGCCAAGAAAACAACUGACUAUCGCUGUGGCCCGAAUAGUAAUUGUUAUGACAAUGGCGGAGGUGGGGAAUACAGAUGCAUAUGCAAUCCAGGAUACCAAGGAAAUCCUUACCUUCCCAAGGGAUGCCAAGAUAUUAAUGAGUGUGUAGACCCCAGACGCAAUGACUGCCAAGAGAGAGGCCUCUGCGUGAACACACCGGGAAGCUACUAUUGCCAACGUAGUCCAGGACAAAUAUUGGCAUUGAUCGUCCCCUUAGGAGUUGGCCUGGCUGCUGGCCUUCUAAUUCUGGCAGCUAUUAGUCUCUUUCUCUUCCGUGAAAUUAAGAAAAUGAAUAAAAGGAAAAUUAAGCAGAAGCUCUUCAAGAGAAAUGGUGGUUUACUACUUCAACAAAAGAUCUCUUUGAAUACGGCAAAUGCGUUUCCCGAAACAAAGCUCUUCUUGAUCGAAGAGUUGGAGAAGGCAACAGACAAAUUCAACAAAAGUCGUAUUAUUGGCAAAGGAGGGCAUGGUACUGUCUACAAAGGAAUGCUGUCAGAUGGGAGCAUAGUGGCUGUAAAAAGGUCCAAUAUAAUUGAUGAGGGUCAAGUAGGUCAAUUCAUAAAUGAAGUUUUUAUUCUGUCUCAUAUAAACCAUAGACAUAUAGUGAAAUUGUUAGGCUGCUGUUUGGAGGCUGCAGUUCCAUUGUUAGUAUAUGAAUAUGUGCCCAAUGGCACCCUCUCUCACCAUCUUCAUGAUGAGCCUAAGGUCUCGACAUUAUCUUGGGAGAACCGUCUACGUAUCGCUGCAGAAAUUGCAGGAGCUCUUGCUUACUUGCAUUCAUGUGCUUCAACAGCCAUUUUCCACAGAGACAUCAAGUCGAACAACAUAUUGUUGGAUGAGAAUUAUAGGGCUGUAGUUUCUGACUUUGGCCUAUCGAGGUCAGUAUCCAUUGAUAAGACUCACUUAACGACACUCAUAGGGGGCACAUUCGGUUACUUAGAUCCCGAAUACUUCCGAUCAGGGCAAUUAAAUGACAGGACCGAUGUUUAUGCAUUCGGGGUAGUUCUUGCUGAGCUCUUAACAGGACUUAAAGCCAUCUCUUCCAAAAACAGCAAUGAAAGUCUAGCACUUUGUUUCCGAUAUGCCCUGAAAGAGAACCGUUUGUAUGGGAUUCUGGAGCAGCUAGUGGCAAAUGAAGGCCAUAAAGAGGAUAUUGUUGCAGUUGCCAAGCUUGCCAAGAGAUGUCUAAAGCUUAAGGCGCGAAACAGACCAAGCAUGAAAGAAGUGGCAUCGGAACUAGAACAGCUGAGGAGGACGAGAGUUGUCGGUUCUUGAAGAGAGUUCUAAGGACAACUACUAUUCCAUAAGUAAAAGCUCAAGCUCCAACUGUUGCACCGAUGAAAUUGCUGCAAAGGGCGAUCAAACGACGUAGGGGACAAACUAGCUCCACUUGAAUUUGGAAGUUAGAAUUUUCCUUCAUAUAUAAACGAAGAUAUCACGUUGAACUACAUGUGUUGAAAUGUCUUGUAAUCAAAUUCCAAGAUCUGUUCUUCUUGUCAUUACUAAAUGCAUUUCUUAUCCCUACUAUAUAAAAAAGAGAAUGUGGAGAAUGUAAAGUUACUGUAGAAAGUAACAAUGACUUAAUCCAUUUUGUCCCACUGUAUCUUUUUUGUUUUGUUUUGUACAAGUGGAGGAGCAAAACGACGUUGUUUGCCUUGAUA